This is a messenger RNA of Aspergillus bombycis, 282 nucleotides long. RefSeq lists its product as uncharacterized. The transcript is spliced from 3 exons. Lineage: Eukaryota; Fungi; Ascomycota; Eurotiomycetes; Eurotiales; Aspergillaceae. The record is from RefSeq and is a predicted model, not a curated record. Bases 1 to 282 code for a protein of 93 amino acids.
AUGGAUACAUCCACCACCCCGUCCGCACCACAGCGCCCGCACUUCAAGCGGCCUGUGUACGUUCCCCCCGUGAAGGGAAAUAUUGGUAAAUGGUACCUCCCAACCAUGGGGAUGAUAGCCCUCGGCUUCGGUGUCUACAAUUACUUCAACGCUCCCACUCCCGCACACAACCCCGAGGAAACAGAGCGCCUCCGCCGAAACAAAGCAUUGAUGGACGCAUACGGAGACAAGGAGACCUUACAAGACAUCGAGCGCGCGUUCGCCCUCUAUGAGAUUCAGUAG